Ramularia collo-cygni is the source of this 366-nucleotide messenger RNA. Its product is annotated as probable rRNA-processing protein cgrA. Bases 1 to 366 code for a protein of 121 amino acids. The transcript has 2 exons. The record is from RefSeq and is a predicted model, not a curated record. Lineage: Eukaryota; Fungi; Ascomycota; Dothideomycetes; Mycosphaerellales; Mycosphaerellaceae.
AUGGCUACUACUAGCACCACCGCGCCGACUGCCGUGCCUGAGACAAAGACUGCGUCCGUGGCAGGUAUCCGUAAGAACGGGAAGCAGUGGCACGAACCAAAAAAGGCCUUUCGCCGAACAACGGGACAAUCAAGCUAUGCGAAGCGUGUUGCGCGGGAGUCGCAGACUGCGGAGGUGAAGCAGAUCGAGAAGGAGAUGAAGCAAGAAAAAGAGGAAGAGCGACAGAGGAGAAUACAGGGCAUCAAGGAUCGACGCGCCGCCAAGGAGGAGAAGGAGCGUUACGAGAAGAUGGCCGAGAAGAUGCACAAGAAGCGAGUUGAGCGACUGAAGCGAAGAGAGAAGCGCAACAAGAUGUUGAAGUCUUGA